Anastrepha ludens (Mexican fruit fly) is the source of this 6875-nucleotide messenger RNA. RefSeq names its product myb-like protein A. Lineage: Eukaryota; Metazoa; Arthropoda; Insecta; Diptera; Tephritidae. Bases 361 to 1680 code for a protein of 439 amino acids. The transcript is spliced from 3 exons. The record is from RefSeq and is a predicted model, not a curated record. Gene Ontology annotation, molecular function: metal ion binding.
GAUAAAUUGAAAAUCAAAAAUCAAAAAUCGAAUAUCGAAAAUCAAAAUUGAGACAAAAUCGUAGUCAAAAGAAACAAAAAAAAAAAAUCGAAAAAGAAAAAGUCAAAGUAAAAAAUUCAACAUUCCUUAGUGAAAAUUUACAACACUUGCACUGCAAUUAAAAUUAAGCAAUUGAGAAUAAGUUCAAUCACAAAAUAAUCAAACGAAAGCAUUUAAUUGAGAAAUUAGCGAAUUGCAAUCUUCAAAAUGAUGAAAGCCACAACAAAUAAAUCGAAAAGCGCGCGAAACGCGUGCAAUACAGAGAAGUGAGUUGAAAAAUUACUGGACACCCUCCCGGUGUGCCAAGAUUUCAAUAGAUCUAUGUGCAGUCGGUUAAAUUGUAGAUUCGUUCAUUUAACUGAAGAUGACAAGGUUGAAGUAUGUGAUCAACGUGUGGCUGUGUGUCGCGAUCACGCCAACGGUCAAUGCAGACGUAAACAAUGUAAAUAUUAUCAUAUACCGAUUGUGUUGCCGCCGGCGAAUGUCAUGGCUGCCAUCAUUCAUACAAACAGCAACAGCAACAACAACAGUAACAAUAAUAUACAUAGCAACAGUAGCAGCAGCAGCAUCAGCAACACAAGCAGUCACAGCAGCAACAGUAACAACAGCAACAACAACAACCAGAACAAUCAAAUGCAUACAAUCUCACAACAACAGCAAGCACAUGAACAAUAUCCACAGCAUGUCAAGUCAGCAACGGCAGCAGCAGUAGCACCAACGACUGGCAUUGCCACCAACUACAAUAAUAAUUUGAUAAUAAUCGAGCCACAGCACCACCAACUUCACCAGCAACAGCAGCAGCAGCAGCAGCACCAACCACACUACAACUACCAUCACAACAACAAUUACAUUUCAACUCACUAUAGCCCCAGCAACAGCAGCAGCAGCAAUGUCAGCCUCAACAGCAAUAACAAGCAUGCCACGCAUACAAUCUAUCAACAACAACCGGCCGCAUUUCAUCUGCCCCAUUUCACCUGUCAUUCACCCUACUCGCCGUCAUCCGCAUCCUCAUCGUCAUCCUGCUCCAUUGCCACCUCACCCACAGCGCUCACUUCCGCCACAUCGACUUUGCCGACCACCUCCACCGUGACCAUGCCCACAGCCAUUGCCACUGUUCCAGCGCCACCACCACCACCAGCUGGCACUGCUUACUUGAAGGCGGCGCCACCACAACUCACCGCAUACGCCAGCAGCGGCGCUUACGAAUUGGCCACGGGUACGCCCACUUUGUUGCUUAGCAGCGAUUACAAUUCAAAUUGCAUUCCAAUUUUGACAGCGCAGCAACAGCAACAACAACAAUCGCCUGUCGCCACCGCAGCGUCGUACAUUUAUCCAACACAUCAUCAACAACAAAGCGCGGCCGCAGCACAACAACAUAUGAUCAAAUAUGCAGCAGCAGCAGCGGCGGCGGCGGCUGCCCAGCACCAAUUCCACUAUGCAGCAGCGCCACAAAUAUUGACAGCCGCCGCGCCUCAGCACAUGCUAGCCACUGCAGUUACAACAACCGCUGCAGCGCCGCAUUCACAUGUGCUGACAGGCGCUGUGGCUGCAACAGCCAACACACCACUAGCGGUGGCAACAACUACAGCAGCUGAAGCAGCGGCGACGGCGGCGGGCGCCAUGGUGGGCGGCUGCAUAUGAAAUGCGCAAUUCAACGGGUACAGCAGCAACAGCUACCACCAACAACAGUAUCAAAAUUUGUGGCAACAACAACAACAAGCACUACAAUAUCCAAGCCAGCAGCAACACGUAAUUAUCAUCGGCAGCAAUGGCGGCGCCGCUUAAGCCUGUGAGCGAUAUGUCCAAGCGACAAGCGCUAGACGAAGCGCGCAGCUGUACAACGCAUGCGCGCAGCCUGUGAAAUCAUUGCUAAGUGGCGUUCAAGCAGCAGCAAACGUGCGACGUAAGUUGCUAACGACAUUUCCAAUUCACACUCGAAUAUUUUUAGCAAUAAGCACCAUAUGUUUGUAUAUGUAUGUCUUUAUGUAUGUAACUGAAGGCGUGCGAGAGCGGCUCAAUUUGCUCUGUCAACCGCGCGGCCAGUUGGCAGCGAUUUUAGUUUUUAAAUUUGUUAAUUUCGUCAACAUAUCUUGUUUUAUUUUGUUUGGUUUUGUUAUGUGAAAAAAUAUAUUCUUAAUGUUUCUCCUGUGUGCUGACAUAUUAAGUACCAAUUACCAUGUAACAAUUAACGAUUACCGAUUGUCUAUUAUGACCCCUCACCACGUAAUAAAAUGUAGUUCAUAUAGUUUUAAUUGUUGCAAGUGCGAACAAAAUGAAUGAUGGUGAAAAGAUACACGAAAUACUCAUUGGAGGUAAUAAUUUUAAUUUUAAUUUUUUUAUAUUUAUUAAUUUCUCUUUUGAUUGAUUUAAUGAUUUUUAUUUUUAAUUUCAUUUUUUUUUUUCUUUUUUUGUCGAUACAUAAAAUCAAUAAAUAUCAGGCAGUUCCCACAGCAUAUGACUGGGAAGAAAGAAGACUUAUAGGGAUUUUGAGAUUUUCCAGCACUCUAUGGAACCUUUACUCUCAUCGUUGAAACCAAAAAGCGCCAAAAUACUGAUUUGGGUACACAAAUUAUUACUUAGAAAAUUAUUUCUUGUAGAAAGGCGUUUGCAAUGUUUUUUUUGAGCUUUUUAAGCCUUUCUUGUUUUCUUUUUUUUUAUGAGGUCAUUGAAGGGUUAAAUUUCGGAAAUUUUGAAAUCUAGUAGCAAACAACAGCAAAUGUUCUAAACGACAGCACAAAAGUCAGUCAAAAAUAUAACCUGCGCCUGCGCAUAUUAUAAAAUUGUCCGGAGGUAAGGAAAUAAAUAAAGAUAGAUAGAAAAGAAAUAGAAAGCGAUAGAAGUAGACAUGCCCAUAUUAAAGAGAGAUGCCAACAAUUACUGUCAAUUCAAUUCUCCAGAACAUCCAACACGCGCAUUGGAGAAAUAGAAGCAACAUUUUAGAGAACAGAUAGGUAGUUUUUAGGGAGCGUAGGUGCAGGAUAAAUAACCCAAAUGCAGAGAAAAUUACUUCUGAUAAAAUUGUCUGCGUGCCGCAAAGCCCACUUCAAAAUUUGUUUGAGAAUAGCACUAAAAUUCACAAAUGUGCUAUAUACUUUAGAUCUGUGCAAGUGAUAAGUAAAACAUGAAAAGCUUUGCCUCACUAAAGGUUCUGCCUCUUUUGCACUUCUUCGUUCACUCUCGUAAAUACGUGGGCCAAAAAGAAUUCUUAUUCUGAACUGUUACCAAUCACUUGCAGCUCAAUAUAUUUCAGCAGAAUGCAGAGUCGUGCAUGCUUACUAUCAGCAAACUUAAGGCAGUCAAUUCAACUCGCUACUAAAAAUAGAAAUAGCACUGCGCGUUGACACAAUCAAAGUCUCUCAUUCAUUUCUGCUAUCAGCAAAAUCUGAUGAAUUAUGGGGUGCCCGCUGUUUGUGAAAAAAUGAGACAAGUCUUAUUGUGAGCUGCAGGUUAGACGUAUUAGUAUGAAGACAAAAACAAUUAGCAAUGCUGAAGUGAAUGAAGGUUGUGAAGGCAAAAGAGAGCGAGAGCGGCAUAUGUAUUGGAGAUCCGCAAGCGUUAAGAAUAGAUAGGAAUGCGAAACUGAGUACUUAUGAGAGGGAUAACAGAAUCAGUGUGAAAUGAAUUAGAAUUUGCAAAAUAACGAGAGCGAUACCAGUGCUGCUGGAAUCUGUGUGAAAUAAAUUAGAAUUUGCAAAAUAAUGAGAGAGACAACAAUGCUGCUGGAAUCUGUGUGAAAUGAAUUAGAAUUUGCAAAAUAACGAGAGAGACACCAAUGCUGCUGGAUGGCAAAAGCAACUGCAGGUUGAAUUUUUAUAAACACAAAUCAAAUUUUUUUGUUUUGUUUUAUUUGGUUGUACUGUUUAUUAAUGUUUAAUAUUUAAUAAUUAUAUUUUAUUAUGGAAGGUGUGUAUUAUUUAGUGUUGUUUUGCUUAUUAUUUCUUUUUUUUUUUUUGAUUCUAUAAAAUCAAAUUCUAAGCAAAAUUGCACAUACUCACUUACGCACACGCACACACACACAUACACAUGCAUACCCACACACACAUAUUACAACAACACUUUUCAACUUAUCACAAUAAUUAAGGCAACAAUUAAAGGUUGAUUAACUAUUUACAAGAAUAUUUAAAUAAUAAAUUAACAACUACAACAACUAGCAGUGAAUGAAAAAAUGUUUAAUUAACAAAAAUCUAAGAUAUUAAAAAUAAAUAUAUGUAUGAAAUAAUAAUUAUAACGUAUAAUUUUUUAAAAGUUUAGCAAGACUUGAACACAUAGAAAACAACAACAAACCAGUAAGUUAAAAAAAUAUGGGUUUUGAAUAGACGUAAAUAUAUAUUAUACAUAUAUAGAGGUAAAGAAAAAAAAAUAAAGUAAUAAUAAAUCUACAUUAAAAUGUGUAUAAGAGGUUGUAGGCUUAAGAGUGACCAGUUAAAAAAUAAAUAAUUGAUUGCAUAAAUAAUUUAUUGAGGAAAACGAAGUAAAAUAUAAUAAGGAAAUAAAAGAGCAGUUGGCAUAAAAAUGAUUAAAUACUGGAAAAUAGUGUUAUACAAUAAUUUAGAGAUUACACAUUUCAAAUUUUUGAAACGACGAAAUUAGUGUAGUUGUAGUUUUCGAAAGUUUUGAAAAAAAGGUUCAAUUGGCAACGGAGCAACGCGCCAGUAAAUGUGGCACACGACGAGAGUAAAGAGAGUAGGCAGGAGUUGUUGUUGCGAUUAGCGUAGAUAGAGCGCGUGCGCUUCCAAUCGCAGCUGAGACAGUUGCGUUGCUGAGAGCCGCGUCUGCAUACAGAAACAUUUUUUUGAGCGUAUUUUAGGAGUGUUAGUGACACCUUACUUAUGUAGCUGUUGGAUAAAGGGAUUAAUUAGUGAAUAUGAUAAUUAACAAAAAAACAAAAACACAACUAGUUACACAAUUUUAACUCUAGUGUUCCAUAUUUCAGACAAAAACUAAAUGAGAAUAAAUUUAAACAAUAAAUGAAAACAAAAACAAAAUUAAAACACCCAACAAGCAACUACUAAAACUAACACUACAAAAACAAUAAAUACAAGCAUAUAUAAAAACUGAAGUCAAAGUUUCCAAACUCAAAGUUAAAAAAUGCAAAUAAACACAAAUAAAAACGUAAUCAACACAAGCAACAAUGCCACUUUUUAAACUGUACAUUGAAAAAAAUAAAUAUUAAACUUAAAAUAAAAGUUCACAAAAAAACUGCAUUAACGACAGAAAAAGUGAUUACCAUAGCAGCACAGUAAAAAUGUAUUGAAAAUUAAAAUACAAUAAUUUGGUUAACUAAAGAUUAAAAUUAUUAGCAAAUAGUUUAAAAAUAGAAGUAAACAAAAUAAUAGCAACAAAAAAUAUGAAGCAGAUAAGCAAGCAAGUACAGUCACGUCCUAUUUUUGCAACAACGAUUUAUUACUAGAAAAAAAGAAACAAAAACAAAAAACAAUAGCGGUAUAAUUUAAUAAACCAAAACCAACAACAAACUUACAUUGAAUGAAGAACACUGAGCUAAACACAAGCAGCCAGUAAUCACAAAAAAUUAAGUACUAAAAUUAAAAAUUCUUUUUUACAAUUUAUAAGGCCAACUACUCCAAAAUAGCGGUAAAUGUUUGGUAAAUAAAAAACUAAAAACGUAUGAAGCAGAAAAUAUGGGUAAAAAAUUUAAAAUAAAAUUAAAAAAUAUUAAAUGAAAAUGAAAAAAUAUUAAAUAAAAAUAAAAAAAUAUUAACUGAAAAUAAAAAAUAUUAACUAAAAAUGAAAAAAUAACUAAAAGUGAAAAAAUAUUAACUAAAAAUGAAAAAAUAUUAACUAAAAAUGAAAAAAUAUUAACUAAAAAUGAGAAAAAUAUUAAAUAAAAAUGAAAAAAUAUUAACUGAAAAUGAAAAAAUAACUAAAAGUGAAAAAAUAUUAACUAAAAAUUAAAAAAUAUUAACCAAAAACGAAAAAAUAUUAACUAAAAAUGGAAAUAAAAAAAUAUUAACUAAAAUGAAAAAAUAUUAGCUAAAUAUGAAAAAUAUUAACUGAAAAUGAAAAAAAUAUUAACUGAAAAUAAAAAAUAAUAACUAAAAAUAAAAAAUUAUUAAUUAAAAAUAAAAAAAUUGUAACUGAAAAUUAAAAAAUAUUAACUAAAAAUGAAAAAAUAUUAACUGAAAAUAAAAAAUUAUUAAUUAAAAAUAAAAAAAAAUUGUAACUGAAAAUUAAAAAAUAUUAACUACAAAUGAAAAAUAUUAACUGAAAAUGAAAAAUAUUAACUAAAUGAAGAAAUAUUAACUAAAACUAAAAACAAAUUAACUAAAAAUAAAAAGAUAUGAAAUAUUUUUUUAUGUAUUAAAGUGUGUAAAACAGCCUGCAGCAGCACAGCUAAGCAAGGCUGUAUGUUGGAACAGAAUAAAAAUCAAAUUUAAUUGCUAAGAUUUCUUGAACGACGAAAACAUUUUAGUAAAGUUAAAAAAAAAUGUUCAAAACACUUUUUUUCUAUAAAAAAUAACCAAUAACAGCGAAUAAAUUUAAGAGUGUGUACUGUGUAGUAAUAAAAAUCAAAUCUUCCUGUAUUUGCAAAUAUGUUAUAAAAAGUAUUUUGAACAUUAGUGAAAUAUGGGUGUGAAUUUAUUAACAGCAACCCGCAUUGAUUUUAUUAAUGAAAUAUUGAAAUAUUUAUUGCAGUAAAAACAAUGAAAAUUAUUUAAAUAAACACAAGCAAACUGAAAAACUUCUAAAUAAUUUUAAAGAUUUUUUUUUUUGUCUUUAAUUUUUCUCCAAGUGUGAACUUAAGUUGAAUGUAAACAAAUAUGUGAUUAAAACUUAACUAAUAUUUUUUACAAAUAUAAAAAAUAGUUCCUUUUCAA